Messenger RNA from Exophiala spinifera, 696 nucleotides. RefSeq lists its product as uncharacterized. The transcript is spliced from 3 exons. NCBI's taxonomy places the organism in Eukaryota, Fungi, Ascomycota, Eurotiomycetes, Chaetothyriales, Herpotrichiellaceae. Gene Ontology annotation, biological process: cytoplasmic translation. Gene Ontology annotation, molecular function: rRNA binding; structural constituent of ribosome. Bases 1 to 696 code for a protein of 231 amino acids. The record is from RefSeq and is a predicted model, not a curated record. Gene Ontology annotation, cellular component: ribosome; cytosolic large ribosomal subunit.
AUGCCAAGAGUGCAAAUGCCCGCACAACUUGAAAUUCCAUCGCACUUCAAGACUCAGCACAACGAUCUUGCACGACCACCGCCGAACAACCCACAACCACUGCUCAAGAUGAAGUACAUCUUUUCCUCCGAGCAGCUGGUUAUUCCAGACGAUGUGAAGAUUCACAUCAGAUCCCGAGUCGUCACCGUUGAAGGACCACGAGGCAAGCUCACCAAGGAUCUCUCUCACAUCGCCGUCACCUUCUCCCUUCCCAAGAGCAAGAAGGGCCAGCAACUCGUCCAGAUCGAAAUCCACCACGGAUCGAGAAAGAAUGUCGCUACCCUCCGAACCGUCAAGUCGAUCAUCGAGAACUUGGUGACCGGUGUCACCAAGGGAUACAAAUACAAGAUGCGAUACGUCUACGCUCACUUUCCCAUCAACGUCAACAUUGAGAAGAACGCCGAGGGCCUCGACCACGUUGAGAUCAGAAACUUCUUGGGCGAGAAGAUUGUCCGACAUGUCACAAUGCGCGAUGGCGUCGCCGUCGAGGCAUCCAAGGGUGUCAAGGACCAGAUCGAACUUAGCGGCAACUCACUCGAAGAUGUCUCACAAUGCGCGGCUGAUAUCCAGCAGAUCUGCAGAGUACGAAACAAGGAUAUCCGAAAAUUCUUGGACGGUCUCUACGUGAGCGAGCGGGGCAACAUUCUCGAAGAUUAG